AUGUCGAAUCAAGGCAAUAUUACCAACUUUUUCAAACCCGCACCAAAGCUGCCGCAGAGCCCGGUACCUGUAAAGGAAACCUCAACUGCCCCGCCCCCACCCUCGCCUUCACCUCCACCUUCCUCUUUCUCAUCAUCACCACCAGUACCACAACCGACCGUUCGUGAUUGCAACGCGGUAAUCCAGGGUUCGGACGACGAGGACGACGACGCAAGCACCAGCUCUGAUGAGGAUUUCCCCGAACUGUUCUCAAAACCUCUCCCAGCACCAACCCGACCCCUCCCCGACCAGGCACCGGAAAAAGAUGUCGGCAUCUACACGACGCCGAAGGCAAAGCGAAGAGUGCUCGAGUUUCACUCCUCACCCUUAACGAUCAACACCAGACACAAGUUCGACAUCAAGGCACUUCUCAAGCAUGCGGCAGCAGACAACGCCGUCGAGGAGGGUGAGCUCCGGACGGCGUCUCUCAUGGCCCCAAAGUCUCCGACAGUGCGCCGGGCCGCGGAACCGAACGGCGCGCAAAUCAACUUCCAAGACGCAAUGUUGGGAGUUCUAUCUGAUCCCGAAGACAGCCAAGGGGAAGGAGCCCGCAGGCGGUUACUCCAGGCGGUGAAGCGAACAGAAGCAACGGUCGGCGGCAAGGAGUGGUACUUUUUUGAUCGCCGGGCUCCAGGUGACAGCAAGGCGGUCAAGACGCGACCUCCCUUCCCCAGAGGCAAGGCGACCGGGGUAUGGUCCUUUUUAGAACCCGAAGAGCACAGGACCGAGGUGUUCGCGGACGGCCUGGCCUACAAUGUGCAAUGCCGGCUCGGGACGCUGCCCGACGAAAUCUUCAAAUGGGUACUAUCCGAGGCGCCGGUCGAGAAGUCUAAAACGCUCCGAGAUGAGUAUGUGCGACUUCUCGGUGUUAGUCCGGAUCAGGCACGUCGCGUUCUCGAUGAAAACGCAGUUCUUGGGCUGUUCCAGGACCUGGGCGCCUCAGAGAGAGCGCUUGGUUCGGGUCCUCAGCUAGACAGCUAUCCAAAGGACGGGGCCCCUUACCCAGAGCAAGAUCGGGGCAGUCUACAAACGGUGCUUCGCAUUCUGUCGAGGACUGCCUACGGCUUGAGCACCCCGGCACUGACGCGCGCAAUGUCGAUUCUCCUCCGUCUCGGCAUCGAUAGUGUCGUGCGCGAGGAUCAGAUUGUUGCGACAGAGCAUCAAGAUGCAUUGUUACAAGUGGCGGCGGUAGUCCCAUGGAGGUCAUGGAAUGAUUUUUGCGGAGAGGUAAGCGAAUCGUUGUAUAACCAUACGCAAGAAUACACACUCCGCUGGAACGCUGUUUCCGCAAUUCCAUUACUACAUCCCAAGUUAAUCGAUCUGCGCCGACGCCUGGCGCUUGUUUUUGUCUAUGACGACGCUCGCCGGGGGUUCUCCUCGCCUGAUGAGACCUUCAGCAUCCGGUCGGUCAUUGACCGUCUCGAUCAAGCCGAUGAGUUCAUCGUAGACCGUACCAACACGGACUACUUCGAACUCCUGGCACUCUCUAAACUGUUGAGUGUAGCCAUUGGUGACGGCUCACCGCCCGCUGACAACAGCGGCCCCGAGGCUGUCAAGCAUUACAACGCCGAGGUCGACGAACUGUCACAGAGAAUCAAGUUCAUGUGGUCCAAUAUCCAUGAACAGGGCGCCGCGUACAUGUCAAGACUCGAAGUACGCGUCCAGCUCCGGGAUUUUGAGCGCAAGCUACAGCACGUUGUGCGCACACGGCCGCCUCCUAAAGAGGACAUAUUCGGUCUCAACGGUGUUAAAGAAGAUCUUGACCGUCCCAAGCAGCAGCAGUUCAUGAAGAAGUUCUUCAGCAAGGAAGUGCCCCCUCCAAAAACUCCCCCAAAAGGGCGUUGA
Molecule: messenger RNA, 1884 nt
Organism: Dichotomopilus funicola
Lineage: Eukaryota; Fungi; Ascomycota; Sordariomycetes; Sordariales; Chaetomiaceae
Exons: 2
Coding region: 1-1884 (627 amino acids)
Source: RefSeq, a predicted model, not a curated record